ACCCCUAGCCAUGCAUUGUUCAAAAUUCUUUAUAAUACAUAAUUAGCAUUCUACGCGUGCGCAGUUCCGUUCAAGGAGAAAGAAUAUUCAUAAUUGAAUCAUUGAUUAAUAAUUCUCGCCAACGCUUCAUUGCGGCUUUCAAAGAUACGAACGAUUUUUUCUCUCGAAGUCGAAACGAUUUAAAACUGAGAGUAAGAAAAAUGGAAACGGACUCUUUACUUUUUCCAAAACCUGCUAAUGUUUUGCCACAGUUCAACGAAACAGCCAGCCAAGAAGAACCGAAAUUGUACAGAAGGCGUUGGGUGAUGUUGGCAAUUUUGACCUUACUUACAGCCGAGAAUCUAACUCAAUGGCUGUUCUACAGUGCGAUUAGCAACAUCGUAGAGUAUCAUUUUGCUGUUUCAUCGUUUCCCGCGCAACUAUUGUCCCUCAACAACCUCGCAAUCAUCAUGAUUUUUGGUCUACCGGCGGCUUUCGUUAUUAAUAAGACGACUUUGAAGUCUGGCUGUCUCAUAAGUGGCCUGUUAAGUUUGAUCGCUCUGUGGAUCAAGUUCUUUGGAGCUGGCAGAAACGGAUUCGCGUUGUCAUUAUGCGGUCAAAUCCUAGCAUCGUUGGGAACUUGUUUUGUUCUUUCUCUCCCGGCACAAUUGGCUUCAAUUUGGUUUGGUAUAUAUGAGCGAUCAUUAGCCACCUCUAUAGCAGCAAGUGGUCUUUCCUUUGGCAUGGGAUCAGCCUAUUUAUUUGCAGUUCAGUUUGUGCCUGAUGUUGAAAGUCACACGAAAAUACAAGAUGGCAUACGUAAGAGUAUACUUGUCCAAGCAAUGCUCUGUUCAACCACAAUCAUUGCGGCUGUGAUUUUAUUUGAUAAUGUGCCCCCAACUCCGCCAAGUCCAUCUCAGGCAGCAGUCAGCACAGAUGACCAGACAAAACCUUCAUUCCUCACGUCUUUAAAGGAAUUACUAGGCAACACCUCAUUUGUGUUAACUGGGCUAACAUUUGGAGCAGUUAGUGGUGUUCUCUAUGCAUUUUUUAGCCUGCUAAGUGAUAUUGUUCUUGACAAUUAUGACGUUAGUGAAAAGCUAGUUGGCUGGGUAGGAUUCAUUGGAUCUGUGAUCGGUAUCCCUGGCAUGCUUCUCGCUGGGUUUUGGCUUGAUCGGACAAAGACUUAUAAGAAAUCAUUUGUGGCAUGUUCUGGUUUCAUUUUCAUAACAAGUUUGGCUUUUACAUUAGCAGUAAAGUACAAUGCACCAAUAGAGGUCAUAUUUUUAAUUGUUGCGUUAUUUGGAUUCCUCACAGCAGCUCUAACCACAAUGGGCUUUCUACUUGGUGCGGAACUGACGUAUCCUGUACCUGAAAUUUCAUCAUCGGGUGUACUUUUGACAUGUGGACAAAUGUUCGGUGUUUUGGUCCUUGGGAUAACAUCCUACACCGUAGCAUCGAUCAGCAGUGAAUUUGUAAAUUGGUUCAACACAGGAAUAUGUCUAGCUGCUUUUCUGAUUACUCCAUUCAUCAAACCUGACUUCCGACGGCUCAAAGAAGACAGCAUAUUGUCUUCCCACACUAUAAUUGCUACUAAUAGCGACAAAUAAUGAAUUCUGAAAUACAUGGGAAUAAUUGCUAAUAUUGGGAGAUUUUGUGGUCACAGAAUGGGGAAAUAUUUAUCGACCUAUUUGCAUUUUGGCUCAUUAUAAUUGCAACAUAAUAAACACUUUCCUGGAAAGAUAAAACAAGUGUUUAUCAGUUUAGCCCAGGUACCAGAGGAAAUGAAAAUGGUAUCAAGUAUAACUACCAAAGGAAAUGCAAAUGGAAUACAAAUGUACACCAUAUAAAGUAUUUAUUUCUUUUUACAACUAUAUAUUGACAAUCGAAACAAUAUUUAAUAUGUAGUUAAACUUUCAAUAUUUUGAAUAAUCUGGCUUCUCUUUUAUCCAAGUAUUAAGAAAGGCUCAUUGUGCUUGUAGAUUAUUAGCAGCUUGCAUGUAGUGUAUAAAAUAUUUAAAAAUUCUA
Molecule: messenger RNA, 2007 nt
Organism: Dendronephthya gigantea
Lineage: Eukaryota; Metazoa; Cnidaria; Anthozoa; Malacalcyonacea; Nephtheidae
Exons: 1
Coding region: 201-1589 (462 amino acids)
Biological process (GO): transmembrane transport; heme export
Cellular component (GO): membrane
Molecular function (GO): heme binding; heme transmembrane transporter activity
Source: RefSeq, a predicted model, not a curated record